Protomyces lactucae-debilis is the source of this 1053-nucleotide messenger RNA. RefSeq names its product beta-lactamase superfamily domain-containing protein. Gene Ontology annotation, biological process: N-acylethanolamine metabolic process; N-acylphosphatidylethanolamine metabolic process. Gene Ontology annotation, molecular function: N-acylphosphatidylethanolamine-specific phospholipase D activity; zinc ion binding. Gene Ontology annotation, cellular component: cytoplasm; membrane-bounded organelle. The annotation marks the transcript as partial. The transcript has a single exon. Lineage: Eukaryota; Fungi; Ascomycota; Taphrinomycetes; Taphrinales; Protomycetaceae. The record is from RefSeq and is a predicted model, not a curated record.
GCGGCUGGCUUCAAGAAUCCCUGGCCUUCGUAUCGGAGUGCCUCGAAAUGGAAAGUACUCAAGACGGCCAUCUUUCAUCCACCGCGCAAACCCAUUCCAAAACGCAUUCAGGAGCAUUUUCCUGUGCGGAUGCCAACUUGGCAUGAUUUCAAGGACGACAACAUCAAGGCAACGUGGUUUGGGCAUGCAAGCUUUCUUUUGGAGCUACCAGUAGAGACGCCGGCGCAAAAGCGAGGUGCGCGGAUACUGCUAGACCCGGUCUUUUCUAAAUACACGAGUCCACAAAUUGCUGCCAUGUUUGGACUUGGGCCCAAGCGAUACUCGCAAUUGCCGUGUGCUGUUGAUGAUUUGCCAGAGGUAGACAUUGUCGUGCUCUCCCACAACCACUACGACCACCUCGACAAACCUACUCUGCGACAGCUCGAACGCAAGCAUCCCAACCACAUUCAAUACCUCGUGCCACUCAACAAUAGACAGCAUCUAGAAGCCAUUGGUAUAGAGCCAGGGCGUAUACGCGAGCUAGACUGGCGCGAAAGCACACAAGUCCAUCUCCCAAUCAUUGGCGCACGCUUCUCAGCACUCUGUUGGCCAGCGCAACAUGGAUCCGCGCGAACGCCACUUGAUGCAGACAAAUCUUUAUGGGCAUCUUGGCUUGUUGAGACGCAGACGAGAGCAGCAGGACCAAAACGUAUCUUUUUCGCUGGUGAUACGGGUUAUCGCGCAACGCUUGGUGAUGGAAGAGAGGGCUUCCCCGUUUGUCCAACAUUCAAAGAACUUGGCGUCAAAUUUGAACAUGGCAUUCACCUCAGCAUUAUUCCUAUUGGCCUCUUCCUACCACGCGAAAUAUUGUCUGGUGUGCAUACUUGUCCCGAAGAUGCAGUUGAUUUGCAUCGCGAUCUGGGCAGUCUCAAGUCGCUUGGCUGUCAUUUUGGUACUUUUCGAGGGAGUUUAUCGAAGCAUUAUGAGGAUGUACUAGAACCUGCGAGGCGGCUUCGAGCGUAUGCAGCUCAAGAAGGGCUCGCUGAGGAUGCAUUUGUGACGGUAGCCAUUGGU